Molecule: messenger RNA, 613 nt
Organism: Lathyrus oleraceus (garden pea)
Lineage: Eukaryota; Viridiplantae; Streptophyta; Magnoliopsida; Fabales; Fabaceae
Product: WW domain-containing protein C660.06
Exons: 2
Coding region: 147-452 (101 amino acids)
Source: RefSeq, a predicted model, not a curated record
CUCUGUAUCUCUUUCAGUCAACAAGAAUAGUUGUUGAAUGUUACUGUCUCUAUAUAUCUGAGAGCCAAUUUUGUAACUUUCUACUCUCACACACUUCGUUCAUUCUGCUGAAAGCUUAUUAUCUCAAGCUUCCUUGCCAAUUAAGCAUGGGACCUGGCGGACCAGGAGGGCCUGGUGGUGGACCCGGUUGGGGGCCAGGAGGACCUGGUGGACCUGGUGGUGGGCCCGGUUGGGGGCCUGGUGGAGGACCGGGUUGGGGGCCUGGGCCGGGAGGACCUGUUUGGGGGCCUGGACCUGGCGGACCUGGAGGCUUUUUUGGUGGAUUUGCUAAUGGUUUAUUUAGCCUCAUAUCUUCCUGCUUCUACUGCUUAUGCUGUUGCUGGUUGGUACAAGAUUGCUUCGGCGGCCCACCACCACCAGGAGGCCCGGGCCCGGGCCCAGGCCCUUUCUAGUACCAGGAUUGAUUAUCAUUAUUAUAUAGUAUUUUUCAACUUUAUUGUCUGCAGUGCUAUGUUAUGCUACUAAUAGUUGAAGGUUCACUCCCUGCUGCCUACCUAGCCAUGUUUGUUAUCUUAGACUAAAAAUUAAAUAAAAUAAUUAGUGGUUGUGUUAA